Molecule: messenger RNA, 1005 nt
Organism: Capronia epimyces CBS 606.96
Lineage: Eukaryota; Fungi; Ascomycota; Eurotiomycetes; Chaetothyriales; Herpotrichiellaceae
Exons: 3
Coding region: 1-1005 (334 amino acids)
Source: RefSeq, a predicted model, not a curated record
AUGUCUUCCAAAAAGCUCCUGGUUGUCAUUGGCGCCACGGGCACCCAGGGGGGAUCCGUCAUCGAGACGAUAUUGUCCGAUCCAGCCUGGCGCAUUCGCGGUGUAACUCGCAACCCGUCCAGCUCGAGAGCCCAGACCCUGGCGGCAAAAGGCGUGGAGCUAGCCCAAGCCGACAUCAACGACCCGUCUACUCUGACCCAAGCCUUCGAUGGUGCCCAUGCUAUCUUCGGCUUGACAGACUCAUGGUCACUGUUGAAUCCGAAGAACGAGAGCAAGUUAAAGCCCGGCCAAAGGCUCAUCGAAUGGGCCUUUGAAGAAGAGUUGCAAUAUGGCAAGAACAUAUUCGAUGCUGCUGCUCAGGUCCCGACGUUGGAACGGCUGGUGUAUUCGACUUUGCCCCAUCUGAAGAGAUUGUCGGGCGGCAAGUAUGACAAGGGCUACCAUUUUGACGCAAAGGGGUUCGCAGUUGAGUAUGCAAAGGAGAAGUAUCCCGAGUUGUGGGGGAAGACGAGCUUGGUUCAAUUGGGGUUCUAUCUGUCGAAUUUCAUCGGACAUCCGUGGAUGACCCCUAAGAAGAACGAAGUCACUGGGGCCUACGAGUUCCGCCUCCCUGCCAAGCACUAUGUGUACCCCAUGGUGGCGGCAGAGACAGACACAGGACUGUUUGUCCAGGCUCUGCUGGCUGCACCUGCUGGGAAAAAUCUGGCUGCAUACCGCCAGUGGAUUUCGGGAGAGGAUUUCGUUGACCUUUGGGCAAAGACACUGGGGGUCAAGGCCACCUUGAAGUUCGGCUCCGUUGAUGCUGCACUUCCGGACUUUCGGGAGGAACUCGACCACAUAUUCGACUUCGGCCUUGAAUACGGCUACUUUGGACACAGCGUGGACAAGUCAUUGAUUGACCCGCACCAGCUCGAUCCCAACCUGCAGCUCGGCACAGUGGAAGAGUGGAUCAAAGCCCAAGAUUGGUCUGGUCUCGAGGACCCAUCAUCCAAAUGGGCUCACUAG